Zingiber officinale is the source of this 1056-nucleotide messenger RNA. Its product is annotated as putative serine/threonine-protein kinase receptor. The transcript has 2 exons. Lineage: Eukaryota; Viridiplantae; Streptophyta; Magnoliopsida; Zingiberales; Zingiberaceae. The coding region runs from base 348 to 920 and encodes 190 amino acids. The record is from RefSeq and is a predicted model, not a curated record.
GGAGUCGACAUGGACGGCGUGCCGGAGGAGUUCUUGUGGCGCGGCAUGCAGCCGCUGUGGCGGUCGGGGCCGUGGACCGGGCUCUACCUCAGCGGCGUUCCGCAGAUGGGGCAAGAGAAUCUGGUGGAGUACCACUAUGAGCCGGCGACCCCCCAACAAUUCGUCUACUCCUACACCGUCCGCGACAGCUCCUUCCUCUCCAGAAUCACCUUGAACUCCUCCGGCCAGGUUCAGCUUCUGGUGUGGGCGGAGGACAACCACCAGUGGAGCGUUCGAGCAUACGUUCCCAUGGAUCCCUGCGACACCGUGGCGGCCCCAACGCGAUCUGCUCCCCCAACUCGUCGCCGAUGUGCGUGUGCCUGCAGGGGUUCCAGCCCAAGAACCUCACCAACUGGGACCUGAUCAAGAGCUGGUCCGACGGAUGCCUGAGGAAGACCGAUUUGGACUGCCGCAACACGACCGACGGAUUCUUCACCCAGAGCAGCGUAAAGCCGCCGGACAUGUCGACCGCGGUCAUGAACACGAGUUUGACCUUGGAGGAAUGCGGCAGUCUGUGCCUGAACGACUGCAACUGCACGGCCUACACGAGCGCCAACGUCACCGGGAGCGGCUGCAUUCGCUGGAACACGCAGCUCACGGACAUCAAGUUCUUCUUCGGCAGGGACGCUGGGCAGGAUCUCUUCGUCAGGCUCGCCGCCGCCGAUCUUAUCGAAGCCUACUCUGAAUCAAGCACUCCUCGCCGGCGGCGUGUAGGGCUGAUCGUAGCAGUUACUUUGGUGGCGUCGUUUCUGCUAUCCAUCGCUGCUUUUUGCAUAUGGAAAUGGAAGAGCAAAAGUAUAUCAUUAAUCCCUCGUAAUUCUCAGGCUACUCCAUCUGCUGAAACUGUCUUCUUCUCGGCACGCAGAGAGGUGCGUGAUUAAAGCAGCUGGACAAGAAGAUUUGAACCUCCCCUUAUUUGACUUCGGCGCCAUUGUCAAUGCCACCAACAAUUUCUCCAUUGGCAAUAAGCUCGGCGAGAGAAGAUUCGGCCCCGUAUACUGUUGUCUUUUUGACAGC